AUGGCUGCCACAGAGCAGGAAAUUGUGAAUAUUUUUGAAUGGUUAGAAACCACCAAGCUUGUCACUGUCAAUAUUGAAUGGCUUGAGGCUUGUAUUUCUUGGUUGAAGUCGCGUGGUACAGCACGUGGAAACUUAAAUAUGGUUAGUAAAUGUACUUGUUGUAGAUUUGAAACGUUUUAUAAGCUGUGUAAGUGGUAUUUUAUUUACAAAGUGAUAUAAGGAAAGGCCAUUUAAAUUUUUGGGAAAGUGUGUCAAUUGGCCUUCCCCUGACUGGAAAGUUUGGAAAUUGCGCGCCGGAGAUUUCAAAAAUUUAAUAGUAAUUAUAUAGAAAGCAUCAAAAUUGCAUGCCGGAGAUAUCCGCUGCGCGAUACAAACUUUCCACACUGGGCCUUCCCUAAUGGCAAUCGCCAGGUAGAAAGGUGAUCUGCAGAUGAUACUAUGGGGGAAGAAUGGGGAAGAAACCCCCAUAGAAUAGCAUUGCUUUAAAUCUAGGAUGGGUCAUUCCAGAAAACAUCCACCUCCCCCCAACUGUCACAAGUGGAUUUCCCCCGCCUGGAGGACAGGAAUUUUGUCCAUAGAGGGUAAGAGGGAGUGUGAAUCUUUUCUGGAAUGACCCGAAGCGAAUUAUCUUAGAUAAAAUAUAAGUUCGGUACAUCGUUCAAGAGAUGCCUUGGAUAGACUCCAAAUAUAGUGCCAUUCAUGGUUCAUCGGGUUCUUCCUUUCUUUUAGCAAUUAAAAGAUGACAUAUAUGAACAGUGGUUAAUGUCAGAUCUAAGUGAAAGUGGAAGCAAUUGCUUACCAGAUCAAAUAUCAACUCUUCCCUCUACUUCCAUACAAAGAAUUGUUGCAUUACAAGUAAUUGGAUAUCCUAUUUUCAUGUUAGAGAUAAUUGCACACAUAUAUAUAUGGUUCAUUGAAAUGAAUAUAACUGGAACGCUACCUUCAGAUAAGUUGCCUAUCUUUUUCUUGAAGCCAAAUUUUACCUCCAGACACACGGUCCGUCGGUCGGACGUAGCAUUCCAGUUAUAUUCAUUUCAAUGAUAUGGGUAGGUCUUCAUCUAGAAUUAUUACAGACUGGUGGAUUAGGUCAUUCCAGAAAACAUCUGUACCAGCCUAACAGAGGAAAUUGGAAGUUAACCCCCCUACCCCCUUCGGAUGUUCUAAUACAUUUACUAUUAUCAGAAACAAUUUUUUCUCCCCCUCCGGACGGCAGAAAUUUCUUCCGUGGGGGGAGUAUGGAUCUUUUCUGGAACAACCCAUUUAUAGGGGGGGUGCACCCCUGUUGGCCUUGGUCAACAGGGGUGCAAGGGGAGUGCAAAAAAUCUAAUUUAGAAAUAUGGCACAAUUUCCUAGGUUUUUCCUUUUUUUAAGUCAAACUGAAGCUCAUAAUGCAAUGCCCAUAUCGCAGGAAAUGGCAUUUCAAGGUUUCUAAUUUUCAAACUUUUCCAGGGGCAUACCCCUGGACCCCCUAGGGAGCUUGCGCCUUCGGCGAUCAAGUCGUUAGGAAGCCAAUUCAUUUGAAUGCUUUCCACCCCCCCCCCUAAAGAAUUAUAAAGAAACACUCAGCUGCUCACCCAGCACCCCCCCUAGAAAAACCUUGCUGGAUCCACCCCUGAUUGCAGAUUUUGAGCGAAGGCCCUUUGUUGAAGUUUGCUUGUAUUUUUCAGGCAAUGUGGACUCUAGCUCUGAGCUUGAUAAAAUAGUAUAUUCCAUAUUCUUUUAGAUGAAUUCAAUCGUUAAUAUUGGUGCAUCCGCAUACAGUCAAUUGAAGAAACUUAAAAAUGAGGUUAAUGAGAAUACAAGCGUUGAUGAGAAUAGAACUCAAACAGUAAGAAAACUUAAUAUUUUAUAAACAUUUUAAUGUUUUGGGACUGAGCAUCCAGGUCAGCAUCGGCAAAUGCGGACUUGAUUGCCAACUCUCUAUCAACCAACACUGUACCCACCAAGCUAUGAGGUUGAAUUGGUGAUAUCUCAGAACUCGGUCUAGCUCUUUAGAUAUGUUAUUCUUAUUGUCUCAAUUAGUGGCAGCCUCAGCCAUGUAGAAUGUUAAAAUUAGAACUGACAGAUGGAGAACAGACGAUUGAAGGGAUGGAAUAUCAACCAAUGACAAAAUUAAGCACAGAUUUAAUACCAGGAACAAAGGUUGGAAACUUUUUCAAAUUUAAGUUUCAGAUUCUUUGUAAUUCAUUUUAAUUAAUAUACUGAUGAAUAUAAAUUAGUUGCAAAUUAUCUCAGCUCUUCAAUUCAUUUGUUUUAGGUUUUGAUUAAUGCAGAUACUUUGUGCAGAUCUGGAAUGCUAUUUUUGACAGAUGAGAACAUUGAGAUCUUGGGAGGACAAGUUCAAAAUUUGACCGAAGAAAAUUCACAAUUGAAUAUUUUAAACCGACUUGUCAGGUAAGUUAAUUUAAAAAAAAAUUUCAUUUGUUCUGCUAUAACUUUAUAACUUGUGAUAAUUCUUUUGACAUAAUCGAAAGCAAAAAAUAUGCAACAGGGCAAUUUUCCUGAGUUUUAUUUCUUGAAUUGAGCAGAAAUGGCAAGGAAGGUGAAGUAUUGGUGAACAAUACUGGUCCAAGACAAGAUAGAUCAAGCAACCACCAUGGAGACAAUCCACCACAAGAUGAUGAUUUUGAAGCUUUGAUGAAUGAUGAUGACAUCUUUGCAGAACUUGAUGGUAACACUUUGGCACAAAUCGAUGGUAACAUGGACCCAGUGCAAGUCAAUGGUCGUAUUAGCCCAGCUGAAUUGGUUGAUAAUAUUGACGAUGACAUUCCUCAAGAUGUACUCGAUAAUCUAAGUGAUAUUGAAAAUGAUUUUUGGUGA
Molecule: messenger RNA, 2820 nt
Organism: Paramuricea clavata
Lineage: Eukaryota; Metazoa; Cnidaria; Anthozoa; Malacalcyonacea; Plexauridae
Source: the annotation of a GenBank genome assembly